This is a messenger RNA of Aureobasidium melanogenum CBS 110374, 300 nucleotides long. RefSeq lists its product as uncharacterized. NCBI's taxonomy places the organism in Eukaryota, Fungi, Ascomycota, Dothideomycetes, Dothideales, Saccotheciaceae. Gene Ontology annotation, biological process: resolution of meiotic recombination intermediates; replication fork processing. The record is from RefSeq and is a predicted model, not a curated record. Gene Ontology annotation, molecular function: chromatin binding; protein heterodimerization activity. Gene Ontology annotation, cellular component: FANCM-MHF complex; Fanconi anaemia nuclear complex. The transcript has 3 exons. The coding region runs from base 1 to 300 and encodes 99 amino acids.
AUGGCAGAUGUAGAUGCAAACGACAAAGCCGAUCGUCUCAAAUCCGCCCUCUGGUACAGCAUCGGCACAAUCAUUGACGCCAUAUCCCUUGACCAAGAUCUCAACGCCACUCCUCAGUUCAUCGGUGCUUUGACAGAGCUGGUGUGGUCUCAGAUACUUACUUCCGGUGCUGACUUGGAAGCAUUUGCCAAGCACGCCGGUAGAGAGACAGUGGAUGUCAAGGAUGUACUGUUGCUCGUGCGCAGAAACGAGCAGCUGAAAGAAGUACUGGAGGAAGCAUUGAAGGACAUCAAGAAAUGA